This is a messenger RNA of Purpureocillium takamizusanense, 2257 nucleotides long. RefSeq lists its product as uncharacterized. The transcript has a single exon. The record is from RefSeq and is a predicted model, not a curated record. The coding region runs from base 567 to 2030 and encodes 487 amino acids. Lineage: Eukaryota; Fungi; Ascomycota; Sordariomycetes; Hypocreales; Ophiocordycipitaceae.
AGUUGAUGCAUCCAUGCAUGAUUUUGGUGGAGGCGCAUCAUAACCUUUUUGAACGAACCGCUAUCCGGCCGUUCGUCCAUCCAUCCUCCUCCGCCUCGUCCACUACCUUUGCCCGAUCGACUCCAUCACCUACAUAGCAUUCCGCCUAGCCGCCUAGCCGCUGCUGCUGCCCAUUCUUAUCCUUAUCCACUCACUGCACGCGGGCGCGCACGGCAAACGGUGGGACCCCGUCCGUGUUGCUUUACGCUAGCAUCGCCAUUGUCGUGCACACGCUACCUACCUACCUUAUCUCAUCGUGCUUUGUUGCGGUUGCUUCUACGUACCUCUCUACGCCUCGCGUCGCAUCGAGUGCGACAUUCCGCGCUGCGACCCUGCCAUACUUGACGACGAGACGGCCUGCUGACCACGGGCGAGGAGAGGCCGCCUUUAUACUGCCUUAUAUCCACCUCGUCAUAACCCACCACCGCCUGCAUCAACCCACGGCAAGCGCAGUCUCUCUUCCUUGAUCGCCCACCACAGGCUUCGACGCUUGAGGUCGGUCAUCAGUCGACACCCAGCCGCCCGCCAUGCUCGACGAGAACCUCCCGACCUACCGCCUCCAGCCCUCGGCCGAUAACCCCCUCCAGACCGUCCUCUACUUCACCCACAACGGCUCCGAGCCCUCGCCCGAGUACCUGCUCAAGCGGCCCGCCGCUCCCGAUGCCCGCAACAAGUACGUCCUCGGCCUGCUCGACGCGCACUACCCGUCGGUCGUGUACGCCGAGGUCCUCGUCGAGCCCGCAUGGACGCAGCCGACCCUCUCCGCCGCCGAGGUCCGCGCCAACGGCGGCUCCACGUCGCCCGUGCCCCUUACGCCCGACUCCUUCGCAGUCUCCCUCUACAACCCCGACCAGGCCGUCGUCGUACGCCACCGCCCGGGCAGCUGGGGCAAGUCGGACGCCUGGGACUUUGAGGUGCCGGAGCGCAGCUUCCGCCUCCCGAGCGCGAGCCGCAUCGACCGCGAGGGCGCCGGCGGCGUCGACGCCGCCGACCUGGCGCCCAAGGUCGUCUUCCGGUGGAAGCGCGACGGCCGCCUGAGCAAGGACAUGACGUGCUACAUGUCCGGCCGGAGCGUGGGCGGCAAGAAGAACAAGGAGCCCGACAUCACCGUCGCCAUGUUCCGCGCGUCCAAGAACGAAGGCACUGUUACGAUAUACGAGCCCAACAUGGCGCGCGUCGACGUCGAGGACCGCAAGGGGCUCGAGGUCGCCUUCAUCCUGAGCGCAGAGGUGAUUCGCGACCUGUAUCUCGUCCCGCGACACAACCCCUUCAACGCGGCAACGGUCGGUGCUGGGCCCACACACGUCAACGGAACCCGCAAGAGCUCGAACCCACUGGCCGCCUCGUCAUCGCAGCUCGCCAUGGUGUCAGGAGCGCUCGGCGACGCACCCCCAGCUCCCAGCGCGCGGCCCGAGUCGACGUCGCCGCAGCCGCCGCCCCCACUUCGGGACGCCCGCCAGCAGGCCGAGGUCGAGGCCGAGACGAAGAGGCUGCAGGCCAUGGUGGUCGAGGAGGGUCGCAAGGCCCGUGAGCGCGAGAAGCGCGACCUGGAGGAGCAGAAACGCAUCAAGAAGAUGCUCGAGCAGGAGGACAAGGAGCGCCGGAGACGCGAGGCCGAGGUGGAGAAGGAGACGGAGCGGCUGCGCAGGGAGUACGGGGUCCCUGGCCCAAGCACCGCUCCGUCCACGUCUCCCCCGUUGCCGCCGCGGCCGAACCCGGGGCAAUUCUAUCCGCCGACGGCUGGGUGGUACGGCCCGAUGAGCGGCCCCGCGCCUCCGCAGCCGGCCCGGCCGAACAGCGUGGGGCCGCCGCCGAGGCCGGACCAGAACCAGGGCGGGCGCAAGAAACCCUCGACCGGCGGUGGCGGGCUGGGGUCGCUGUUCCCGGGCCCGUACAGCGGGCCGUCCGGGGCGAGCGUGAGCGGCUUCUUCCACCGGUCCGACGAGGACAAGCGGAAAAAGGUGCAGAAGAAGCGGAGCGUGCAUUUCUGAGCCGUGCGUGACGUGUUUCACUCACAUGGUCGCCGUCUUUGUAGGAGUCUUUGUCCGCACGUGCGUGACCACUUUGGAUGGGCUGGCGCAUUGGGGUUUUUCUAGGAGCAUGGCGGCACGGUCGGGGCGCAUGGCGCCUCGUGUAUGAUUUUGACGACGAUGAUGUAUCUUGACGAUUACAUAUUACUUAUAGACAUGUUCCAGUAUGUACAUCCAUGAACUUUUCU